This is a messenger RNA of Aricia agestis (brown argus), 1518 nucleotides long. RefSeq lists its product as uncharacterized. Gene Ontology annotation, molecular function: RNA polymerase II transcription regulatory region sequence-specific DNA binding; DNA-binding transcription factor activity, RNA polymerase II-specific. The record is from RefSeq and is a predicted model, not a curated record. Lineage: Eukaryota; Metazoa; Arthropoda; Insecta; Lepidoptera; Lycaenidae. The transcript is spliced from 7 exons. Gene Ontology annotation, biological process: regulation of transcription by RNA polymerase II. Bases 39 to 1274 code for a protein of 411 amino acids.
GUAGACCGUCUCGCCGACAGGAAUAAUCGAAUCAUAAGAUGGAGGAAUCCCUGGAGCGUGGUGAGGCGGGUGCGGGGGGUGCGGGGUUCGACUCCGCGGCCAUACUCAACGACGACGUCUCUCCCACCACCAGCUUCUGUUACAAUAUACCCAACUUGUUCAACGGGCUAGGCCCCAGCUCGGUGCUGUGCGAGCGUCCGGAGGCCGAAGCGGAGUACCCCGGCCCGGGGGCGGAGCCCGACAACGACGGGGAACAACAGUACGAGGAGGACGAGGAGUACUCACCUAACUCAGGUUCCAAAAGCGAUGUGCCGAAACGAAAACAAAGAAGAUAUAGGACGACGUUCUCGAACGUGCAGCUGGAGCAGCUGGAGGCGGCGUUCCACAAGACGCACUACCCCGACGUGUUUUUCCGAGAGGAGCUCGCCAUGCGCAUCGACCUCACUGAGGCCAGAGUUCAGGUGUGGUUCCAGAACCGUCGUGCGAAGUGGCGGAAACAACAAAAGGCGGGUUGCGAGUACCCCCCGCGCGCCACCCGCUCCCCCGACCACCGGUCACCAUCCGCGCUCGCGUUGGAGAUGAGGGAUUUCAUCACUAUACCUGUAUCAUCGUCGCCUAUAAUAAGUUUAGCAGAAACGCCCGCACAGAACACAUACGCAAAGAUGAAGCAGACUCCCACCAUACACAUAUCAGCUUUACCGACGCGGCAGAACUCGCAAGUCGAACUACCCUCCUUCUCAAUCCCCCUACAAUACAACCUUGGGACCUUCAAGAAGAUAGGAGAAGACGUCCAGCUAGACCUAGAAGCUUCUACAUCAGAACACCACUGGGACGCGCGAAUGAUUCCGAACUUUAACGUAAUGAACAUAAAACCUAUAUUAGAAAACCGCGAAAACAUGGAUGUAAAAUAUGAAAUCAAAAAUGAGAAUAUUAAUAGAACGAAUUAUAACGAAAUGAAUACGAUACAGGCAAAUAUAGAAACAGAAGAUAUAUUAGGGAAGGAAGCAGUUAGCGAGGGACAGACUAUAUCACCAGAUUUUGAAAUCGAAAGGUACCAGAAUUACCACAGCGAAAACGAGAAAAGGUAUAGAGAGGGUAAUUUCGAGGAAUCCAUCAUUGAGGACGGAAGAAAUGAUUUUGUAUGCGACAAUGAUUUCCUAUGUAAGAAUAAUUACGAGAAGAUAGAAGAGAAGAGGAAUGAAUUUGAAGAAUGCCAUCUGCUAGAUGCGGAGAGUAACACAGUCAACAUCGCAAACUUCGAAAGUAACAUUUAGAUAGCAGUGUAAAUAUCUUAAAUUGUUUUAUAAUAUAGUAGAAGAUAUGGGACCAUGAAAGCAAUAAAUAUAGGGGAACGUAAAAACAGCAUAAAGGUUCAAGUUGGUAGCGGACACCGUAAUGCAUAAGCAAAAGACAAGUCUAUUAUAGUAUUAAGGUGAUGCCGCGUUAAAGUAAAAAGUCGUUUUGGAAAAUAUGUUUUAGAUCGCUUGUUUUCAAUGGAAAGGGAUUUUGAUAUGGAAA